AUGGUGUCCUCUAGCCCCUUGCUUGCCGGUGGUCUCACCCUCCGCAAAUUCCGCGGCACGGCGAAACUCAUGUUCUUCACCGGCAUCGGUGCCAUGGUUGCCUGUGUCUCAAAAUUUACCGACACGAAGCUCUCGUUCGACCCCCAGUUGCUCACAGUAUUGGGUACAGUGCUCGGUUUGGUCAUUAGUUUCCGUACAACAUCCGCAUACGACCGUUAUUGGGAGGGUCGCAAGCUAUGGACUACCAUCUCUCUUAGCAGCCGUAACUUGGCCAAUCUCAUCUGGAUCCAUGUUCCGACUGACCGCUCGGCCAAGUCCUCCACUCCUCUUCCCAAGGACCACCUCCUCAAGGUCAUGAUCGAAAAGUCCUCUAUGAUCAACUUGAUUCAGGCUUUCUCCGUCUCGGUCAAGCACUAUUUGCGUGGAGAACCUGGCAUUUACUAUCAGGACUUGUAUCCCUUGAUUGCUUUCCUCCCUCAAUACGCAAUGCAACAGGGCGCUAUGGAAAGCACUGAGAAGCUUCCUCUCUGGUCUGAUGAUGCCAAUAUAGGCGGUCACCACCUCCCUCGCGACCCCGAUUCCAGCGAGGGCGGGUUCAAGCGCAAAAAGAACAAGACGUUUGACCCUGAAAAGGCACUCCCUGACGUCAGUCCCGACCAUGUUCACUUGGCUCCCGCUCGCAACCCUCCUCCCACUACGUUCUUCGACUACUUCCCUAUCCUCAUGCCCAUCAAGACCAUCUACAAGCUCAUCAAGCGUAUUUUUGUUCGUCGGGAGGACGACGCCUCGAUUGAUGGUGAACGCAGUGCCUGGACCGGAAAGAAGAAGCACCGUCCCGUUGUUGAGUCAAUUGUGCCUUUGGAGAUUGCCCUUCACCUCAAUUCCUACUACAACUUCUUGUUGCAAAGUGGAUUGCUACAGGCUGCUGCUGCCACAUCGUUCAACAACAAUCUUCACUCGCUACAAGAUGCUUCUGUCCAGCUCCGCCGCAUUGCUACCACGCCCAUUCCCUUCGCUUACCAGGCCCACUUGCGCAUGGCAAUUUGGCUAUACCUUUUCUUCUUGCCAUUCCAAAUCUAUGACAAAUUGAAAUGGAUUACCAUUCCUGCCACCGGCUUUGCUGCGUUCCUGUUCCUUGGUUUCUUGGAGAUUGGUGCUGAAAUCGAGAAUCCCUUCAACUACGACGACAACGAUCUUGAUAUCGAUGGUUACUGCCUCGCUAUUGCUCGUGAGCUUGCUGAAAUCAUGGCACACGAGCCCAAGGCACCUUCGUCGUUCAUUUUCAACGAAUUCAACCAGCCUUUCGCCCCUGCAGACCGCCGCACCGCUCAAGAAUUACUCUCUGAUCAAAAGAGCAAUGAAUACCUCGACGAAACCCAUGGUAUGGAUAACGUGCAUGCCACGAUGGUCCGCAGCUGGCGCACGGUCACCGAGAUGACAACACACCACAAGAAGAAGAUUGCUGCUUAA
This is a messenger RNA of Rhizoctonia solani, 1470 nucleotides long. RefSeq names its product bestrophin protein. The coding region runs from base 1 to 1470 and encodes 489 amino acids. The transcript is spliced from 10 exons. The record is from RefSeq and is a predicted model, not a curated record. Gene Ontology annotation, molecular function: chloride channel activity. NCBI's taxonomy places the organism in Eukaryota, Fungi, Basidiomycota, Agaricomycetes, Cantharellales, Ceratobasidiaceae.